Molecule: messenger RNA, 1953 nt
Organism: Ruditapes philippinarum (Manila clam)
Lineage: Eukaryota; Metazoa; Mollusca; Bivalvia; Venerida; Veneridae
Exons: 7
Coding region: 66-728 (220 amino acids)
Biological process (GO): positive regulation of mRNA splicing, via spliceosome
Cellular component (GO): spliceosomal complex
Molecular function (GO): zinc ion binding; RNA binding
Source: RefSeq, a predicted model, not a curated record
AACUAAAGCUUCGAACUAUAUUUCACUGAACUGUGAAUAGAACGUUCCAAAUUUUUAAUGACAAAAUGUCUCGAAGACACUCCGAAGGAUGUCUUUUUAUCGGUCGAUUGAGUAAAAACUGCAGAGCAAGAGAUCUUGAAGAUGUAUUUGAGCCUUAUGGAAGAAUGUCAAGAUGUGAAAUUAAAUAUGGAGCAGAGAUGGCAUAUGCGUUUGUGGAUUAUGAGGACAGAAGAGAUGCCGAGGAUGCAAUCAGGUAUGAGAAUGGACGAGAGGUAGCUGGAUCAGCCAUUAUUGUAGAGUGGGCUAAAGGUGCACCACGUAGAUCAGGCAGGGACAGGGACAGUCGUGAUAUGAGAGACAGUGGUAGAAGCAGGGGUGCUGAUGAGUGUUACAGAUGUCAUAGGUCAGGGCACUGGGCCAGGGAUUGUCCAGAUGAUAGACAUUAUGGUUUCAGACGACCUAAUUCUAGACGGUCAAGGUCACCAAGGAGACGAAGGUCAAGGUCUAGAUCAAGAGAUCGUAAGUCAAGGAGCAGAACUAGAAGUAAUGAUAGGAGGAGGGGUAGUCGUAGAUCACGUAGCAGGAGCGCUAGUGAUGACAACAAAUCACCAUCUAGGUCAAGGUCACGUAGCAGGUCAAGGUCAGCAGAGGGUCAGGAUUUGAACGGGGAUGGGAGCAGGUCACACAGUCCAUCCGAAGGACAGAGAGAAAAAUCUGCCUCUCCUUGAUGCGUACAAUGUCAUCUCAUUACAAAACAUUUAAAGCCACAAUUAUGUGGAAUUUAUGUGGAAAAAAUAUUGUGUUUUCAUUUUAUUCCUGUAAGAGUUAGCUGUUUGUUAGUUAUAAGUGAUGAAUUUCUUCAUGAAAUGCCAUAGAGCAUAUUUUUGUUCUUUUGUUAAGGCACAUGAAAGUUAAAGUAAAAUAGUAAAACAGUAUUAAGUUCUGUAUUUUUUAGUAAUUCUGUUUCUUUUUUUUUUAUAAAAUUUUAUAGCCAAUUUAUAAGUUUUUUAGCAGUACAAUUUUUUAAAUAAUUCAUCAUAAGUAUGACUUGUAUUUCUGGCUCAAUUUUUUACUACAUGGUAAACUGCUUUUAUUAUUUUGUACGUUGAGAUAUUCUGUUUUGCCAGUUUUGUACUUUAUCUAUGGAGAGCUAGCAAUAUUUUUGCAAGACUAUUAUUAUUCUGAACAUAGUAAUGAUUAUUCAAUGUAGCAAAAGGAAAAUGUUGAUAUUUGCAGUGUGUUAACCAGCAUAUGACUGCUGUUAUUACUUUAGUUAGAAAUAGUUUUGUGAUAUUUUUUAUAGAAAAAGUAAAAGAGAAUUAUGUGCUUUUAAAAUAAAUUUUUGCGCAAAAAAGCAACAAUUUAACAACAGUCUCUGAUUUUCUACAAGUUGCAGGUUUUUAUCUCAGAUUUCACCAUUGUAAAUAUACCAUUUUUUAUCAUCAGCUAUUUUGACAGUGUCAGAAUCUCUCCAUUUCCAUAUCAGGUGGUUUUUGUUUGUUUCAUAUAUUGUAAAACUGUUAAAAUAGCAUUGAAAGGCUGUCUCUAAGCUUGGAAUUGUUCGAUCAUAAGUAUGAGUUUCAGAUUGAACUAUAAAUUAUAGUAUUAUUCUAUUCGAAGACAUUUCCCCAUAUAAAUAUAAUAGAGCAUCUUUCUUUAUUGACCAGUGUGAUUUCAGACCUGUCAAUAAUGUGAUAAGAUAGAUUUUAUGACUUUAUACUAAACAUGUCAGAAUCAGUCUUUAAUUCAUUAGAAGGUUAAAUUAGAUUGUUCAUACUUUUGAAAGAAAGCUGGUAACCUAUUGAAAUUGUUCUGUCAUAUAGAAGUAUUGACAUUAUCUUGCUGCUCCAUUUAUGUUGUUUCAUGUACAUUGUAUUUGAGAAGGAAAUAUUACAUGUAUGUACCACCACCGUAAAUGCUGUUUUAUUAGGGCAAAUAAAUAUUAUGACAUAA